AUGAAAAUUAUAAAGCUCGGCAUAGCUCUUCUUCUUAUUAUAAACUGCAUAGUUUGUUUAUUUUUAUUUGCAGAAAUUGAGCCUUCUCGCACUAUGUUCCGAGGCUACUCAAUGAAGUCUCUCCGCUAUGAAAAUGCUCCUAAACUUCCAUUGUACUCCUCUCCAGCAUGGCAAGAUUACAUGUCACGAACUUCGUUUUACGAAGAAUAUCAAGGAAUUCUCGAUGAUGAUGAGUAUUGUAACAAAGUAUCUAAUUCUCACUCUAAGCGUUUAAUAAAUUUAUAUAAUUUUAUAAAAACAUCUUUUUUAAACUUAAUAUUUUAAAUUUGAAGUUAAUAAUUAGGUUAUUAUGGUAAAUGCCAAAAUAUUUAUUUAGAAAAAGUUUUAUAUUAUAAAUACUUUUUAUUCGCUAAUUGUGCGUGAAGAGAGAUCUAAUCUUUCAGCAAUUUUAAGAUUUUUCCUAUAGUUUGCUCAUUUCUGAGUAUGGGAAUAAGUAUCAAAAAGAGAAUCCAGUUACUUUUGAUGAAAGAGGGCUUCCUACUAAAAAGUAUCGUGUCGCAUUUUCUGAUUAUCGAAAUGGGAACUUGGUGAAGGAUGUUUUAAAAAGAUAUGGAAACUUAGUAUUACAAAGGCAUACAAUAGAAAAAUAUACCGAAGGUCCUAAUGAGUAUUUGACUCCUAAUAUUAAUCUAUUCUUUGAGAAAACACCAGGCUGGCAUCUAAAACAUAAGAUUGGGACCCAUUUUCUAUGUGAAGGGCAAAUGUAUAACCAUAUUCCUGGGCAUGAGCAUAUGAUAAAUAAAGAUGAAGCUGCAAGAAACGCCAAAGAAUAUGGGGAAUAUUAUGCUGAUAGGAAACAAUGCUUUGAUCCAUGGACAUUUAUGCCAUACACACUAGAUUUGAGCAAUGAAGUGGAAUGCAGAGAAUUUAUCGAUGGUUUAAUCUCUGAAACUGACAAGAGCGCUAUAAAAUGAAUAAAAAAGAAAAGCAGAAAUAGCCACAAUGCCGAAGGAGUAAGAGUUGUAAACGAAAAAGUUGCAGAGGAAAUCCUGAAAGAAUAUGGGUAUGGAGAUAAAUGUGGGCUUAUUGAAGACCAAUUUAUUGUCCAGAGAUAUGUGCCUGACCCAUUGUUAAUUAAAGGAAGAAAAUUCGAUUUCAGAAUUUACAUGCUUAUUGCAAGUGUUGAUCCUCUAGUAAUCUUAUAUCAUGAUGGAUUUUUAAGAGUAUCAGUUGCACAGUAUGACCAGUCCGCAAAAGAAUCUGGAGCUCAUAUCACUAACACAGCUCUUGUCAAAGAAAUGCUUGAAGAGCGUAAUGCAACGCAAGCUGAAUAUGAAGAAGUAAUGAAAGACCAAAUGUGGACUUUUCCUCAGUUUCUCAGCUAUAUGCAAAGCCAAGGACUUGUUGAAGGGGACUGGAUAAACGAUUAUGUUCGCCCCACAAUGAGACUGAAAAUGCUUCAUUUAGUGAGAAUGAAUAUUGAGAGAUUUUUGUGGCAUCCAAGAGUAUUUGAACUGUAUGGAGUUGAUUUUAUGUUUGAUUCAAAGCUUCAUCUAUGAUUUCUAGAAGUAAAUAGAAGCCCAGCAAUGCAGGCAACUACAGAAGAAAAAGGAAGGAUCCAAGAAAGGUUAAUUAAAGAGACAAUUGACUUAGAAUAUGCACUGCUAUAUAAAGCUGAUUUUGAUAUGAUUUUGAAGGGUACAGGAUUUAUAAAGGUUUUUGAUGGAAGAUUAAAUGGAAUGGAACGGUAUCAAGGGCUGCUGAGUGAAGAAUGCACAUAA
Blepharisma stoltei is the source of this 1781-nucleotide messenger RNA. NCBI's taxonomy places the organism in Eukaryota, Ciliophora, Heterotrichea, Heterotrichida, Blepharismidae. The record is from the annotation of a GenBank genome assembly.